Messenger RNA from Rhodotorula toruloides NP11, 1368 nucleotides. RefSeq names its product BTB/POZ-like domain containing protein. Gene Ontology annotation, molecular function: protein binding. The transcript is spliced from 3 exons. Lineage: Eukaryota; Fungi; Basidiomycota; Microbotryomycetes; Sporidiobolales; Sporidiobolaceae. Bases 1 to 1368 code for a protein of 455 amino acids. The record is from RefSeq and is a predicted model, not a curated record.
AUGGCUGCUCCCGCCGCUCCGAAUGCUGCCAACCCUGCGCCCGCACCGUUCGAGCACAAGCUCGUCAAGUUCGACCUCGAGGGACACUUCCACUACACCUUCACUCUCGACCUCGAGCUCGACUUGACGGACCCGAAGCUGGACAAGAAGUUCAAGCUAGAAGGAGUGCCGCUCGCUGGGGAAUGGACGUGCACGUGCAGGGUGGCGGGCGAAGACGUGGUCUUUGACGUGCUGCACGGCACUCUGCCUGUCGCUUUCUUCGGCAAACAUGCGGAGAUCGUGCUGAAGUUUCACUGGCGGGAUGGAUGCACUUCGAACUUAGUGGUCUUGUCGUGCUUCGAGGAUGGGCCUAUGCCGGCGGCGAAUCCCCAACAGCCAGGGAAGGGCUACGGCGGGUUUCGCAUCAAAGUGCAGCCUCACAUCUUCAAGACGGCAGCUACGUCAUCUUCUGGAAGCUUCGACGUCAAGACGCACCGUUCAUACCGCCUUGCCAUGGCGAUCCACUCCCGCGGUCUUGAACCUACGCCAGAAGCAGGGAUGCUGAUCAAGCGGAUGCCUGGACUUGACCUUGCUGCUACUCCGCACGACGUCCGACUCUUCUUCCCUAAGCUCGAGAUUGAAUUGUGGUCGGAGUCGUCCAUUCUCAGCCGCUCCUCUUCCUACUUCAAGACGCUCUUCGCUUCUGGCUUUGACGAGAACAAGAUGAUUUGCUCGGGAGUGCACAGCUCAAUCAGUUCAGCUGCGUCCCCCCACGUCGACGCGCACGCCUUCGAGGAUUCGGACAGCGAGACAGACGAGCUCUUCAUCAAGAAACAUCCAAUCCGACAGCAGUCUGGGGGAGUACGCCUCGCUCACAAGCAGGUCAAUAUCACGAGUACAGCCUUCACAACCUACCGAGCUGUCCUCGCCUACCUUCGAACCGGCUACAUCGCCUUUGCGCCGCUCUCCUCGACUUUCCCUUUCGAACGGAGUGCUUUCGCGCCAAGUCGCAUCUCGGAGGUCACUGCCGCCGUCUCUUCGAACCCUUCUCUUCCUUACCCCGCCUCGCCCAAGUCGACUUUCCGACUCGCUCACCUCCUCGAGCUCGACGACCUGCAGAAACUUUGCCUCGCCAACCUUGCAAAGCAGCUCACUGUCGACUGCGCGGCCGUCGAACUCUUCUCCGAGACUUCGGUCUGCUACGACGACUGGCGAAAGGUUGUACUCGACUUUGUCGCCGACAACUGCGACGCCGUCACAGCCUCGAGCGCAUGGGCGGAGGUGACCGACAAGGUCAAGCGGGAUGAGAUCCGUGGCUCAGGCCCGAUCAUGCUCGAGUUGUUUGAGCGCAAGGUGCCGAAGACCGCUCAUUCCUGCAUUGCGACGUAG